GAGGUGGUUUAUAUAGGGGACUUGGAAGUCCCCAGCCUGUGAACUCAGUGCAGUUUUGAUGCUCAAUUGCCUUCCUCAGCUGUUUGAAAGGCAGACACAGAAUUUGGGGGUAACUCAAAGAACACACAUAAAAAUGGAGCUGAACUCUCUGUUAAUUCUCCUGGAAGCAGCUGAGUAUUUGGAAAGAAGAGACAGAGCGUUCCUGCAAAGGAGGAAAAAAUGCAUGGAAAAAUAUAUUGCCACUAAUGCUGACUUUGUCCCUAGAAGCAGAACAUGGCUAUGCAUCAGUGUUACCCUUCGAUAGUGACUAUUCCAGAAAGAAAACAAAGGCAGGCACGCUGGCAAGAAAAUCCCAGAAUAACAGGUCAUCACACAACGAACUUGAAAAACAUAGACGGGCUAAACUCCGGCUAUAUUUGGAGCAGCUAAAACAGCUUGUGCCUCUUGGGCCAGAUAGCACCAGACACACCACUCUAAGUCUGUUGAAAAGAGCCAAGAUGCAUAUCAAGAAAUUGGAAGAACAGGACCGAAAAGCUCUAAAUAUUAAAGAACAAUUACAGCGGGAGCACCGCUACCUCAAACGCAGAUUGGAGCAGUUAUCCGUGCAGGGCAUGGAACGUAUCCGCACUGACAGUAUGGGAUCAACAAUAUCCACUGAUUCUGAACAAGAAGUAGACAUUGAAGGAAUGGAAUUUACACCAGGUGAAAUGGACAGUAUUGGAAGUGCCAGUGAUGUUGAAGACCACUACAGUUUGCAAAGCAGUUCAAGUGAUGGUGGCUAUACACAUUCCCGCAGACUUAAUGCCAGGCUCUCAUAGUGCCUGAGUUACCAAUUCAGCUCAGGACCAUCUAACUGAAGCACUUAUAGAAGAAAAUUCCAGAGGUGUCAACUGCCACUCUUCCGGGAAACCCCAACCACAGCACUCUGAAAUGGAAGUUUCGUACCCACGGUUCCCUGCACUGUAACCACAAUAUUCGAUAUUGUAAAUCAUGGUUUUGCUGCAGAGAACUGUGGUUAGGUACAGUUGUGACUUAAAGCUAGCUUGAUGUAGCCAUUCUGCAAAUUUUAAAAAAAUCAUAUCAUUCCAUGCAAGAAGUAUUAAAUUCAAACUGUUGGAAGCAUAUGAUGGCAUAAGGAAGUUUAAUAAGAAAAUCAUUUUGAUUUUGCAGAAACUGUUUUCAAAUAUUGAAGAAUAAAUGGAAUCUAUGAUGUGUUAGUGAUUCAAAUCUAUAAAAAUUCAACUACUUUUUUUUCUUGGUUUUUUUCUUCAUGGAAAAUUAUUAAUGCUUUAUAGCUGGCUGUAGAGUAUAAAUUCUUUUACUAGUUGUGUUUGAGAGAGGCAGACAGAAAAAAAUCUCCAAAUCUUAGAUGAUCUUUAGAAAAAAGAUCAUAUUAACAAGUCACUACUGUACUUCAAAAUGGAGAGGAAAAAAGCCAGCUCUAAUAAUGACUUCAUGUGGGAUUAUCUCAACUUUCUUUUGCUUUUUGUUUUCAGCAUCCAACCAGCAGCAAAUCAUUCUCACCGUGGUAACAGAGCUAGCACAAAGCAACGUUGCAGUGUUAACCUGUUAUCAUGGAAGAGAUGACUUUUGAAACAUUUCGGUAUUUUUUGUAAAGAAUACAGAGCUCAAAUGAGCCAGAUUUUGAUAAUUUAAACCUCUCCUUACAAGGAGUGUUUGCUAAUGUUUCUUUUUUCCUAUUUAUAGCUACCAGUACAUUUUUAUGGAAGGCAUGGCUUAUAAUUACAGUAUUCAGCUAGAGGAUAAUUAAUCAUUUUUUCUUCUUUUGCACGCUAUAAUUGCAUUUUCUAUUGUUAAAUAAAGUGCAAAAAAAUAAAGUGUAUGCUGUAAAACAGCAAAUUUUAUUUAGUACUCAUCAAGCUGUUCAGAACAUAUUUACCCAAUUGUAGCAAUACUACGAAGAUGUAUUUUAAUACAACUUUGGCUUAGUGAAGUCAUUAGAGCUUGGCUUGCUGGGUAAGAAAAAUGGACCAGUCUUUGCAUUAUCUGUAUAAAGAAGGUCUUUUAAAAAAAAAGAAAAAAAAAGAAAAGAAAAAAGAAAAAAAGCUACAAACACUUCUAGAGAAGUGAUUUUAGCAAGUGUAGUCUAUAUUUCCUGUAAGAGAUUUUGUAUUAUAUUUUCCUAAAUGUUCUCAUUUACUUGUAUAGGGAGGGGAAUGGUACAGACCCAAACCAGAGUCUCAGGGACUCUUCACCCUUGUCAUAUUGUGCCUUGGUGACCAUUUAUGUAUGUCUCUCCUUUUUCAUUGUUUAAAGGCAACUAAGCUUUGUUUCUUUCAAGACCCUCUGUUUGAAUGGUCAGUUGUCCAUCUUAUUACAAAUGAAGCACUGAGAGUUAUACAUUCUCUCAUAUCCAAUCAGUGUGUCUUUUUAGUACAAUUAUACAAUCAGGUUUUGGUGAGAGGGUUAACCAUUAAUUACAUUAUACUUCAUAGAGGCCCUCCCUUUGAUUCUUCAGCACACAGAUCUACAUUUUGUUAGCUUUUUGAAUCAGGGUCUCUGUGAGACCAAUAUUAAAUGGCUAUGGAAACAAAUGUAUUGUAUAAUGCUAUAGGAUGUCUAACUGUGGUACCAUUUUAAUAUUCAAAUAUAAAAAACUUACGACAUACUGACCAUAAUGAUCAAAACAAAGAUUCAGUUGUUCUUUCAACAUUAGACAUAUGUGCCCUCCCUUUGGCUUUACAACAGAGAGUAGAAAUAUGAAUACAUUUUGUGGCAGCUUACAAUCCUUGUUUGCACUCUCGCUUACUGCUUGGAACUUGCCAACAAGGAAAAUGUAUACUUUAAAGUUACAUAACCUAAUUUAUGGCCAUCUGUACUUUGGCUUUGGGGAGGGGCCUAAGGUUAUAAACUCUGGCAGCUGAAUAAUAAAAAAAACAACAAUUAACCUUUUCUGUAAUGCAGGUUUUGGUAUUAUGUUAUACACCUUUGCAUAUUACUAAAAUCCUCAUUGUUGGGGAAAACACACAGCAAUAUACUCAUUGUGUGUAGCUGACAAGCAGCAAAAAUUACUAGCUCCUUUGGUGCAUAUGUAACUAAUUUCCAAAUCUGGAAAAAUUAAGUGUUUACUUUAACACACGACUGUUAACGGGGGGUGGGGGGAAAAGGCUAGUAUAUUGUUGCUGUUCAUUUAUUAUAUAAUGAACACAUUCAUAAAUUGUAAAGUGUUUCCUUUUGUGACAAGCAGCUCUUGCACAGAACCUCCUAAUAAAAAGAGAUUUGAAACUCACAGAAGGAGAGUAGAGAUUUUAAAUCCAACAUUGUUGUACCUUAUGUUGAUCUGAACUUCUCCUUUUAAAGAUGAAUGUGCUAAUUUAAUGAGUUCUUCCACGCUGGGUAUCCAUGGCUUUGUAGAUCUUAUAUUUUCAAUAAAAAUUACUCCAAUAAUCUGAA
This is a messenger RNA of Dermochelys coriacea (leatherback sea turtle), 3414 nucleotides long. RefSeq names its product MAX dimerization protein 4 (gene MXD4). Bases 246 to 818 code for a protein of 190 amino acids. Gene Ontology annotation, biological process: regulation of transcription by RNA polymerase II. The record is from RefSeq and is a predicted model, not a curated record. The transcript is spliced from 6 exons. Gene Ontology annotation, molecular function: RNA polymerase II cis-regulatory region sequence-specific DNA binding; protein dimerization activity; DNA-binding transcription factor activity, RNA polymerase II-specific. NCBI's taxonomy places the organism in Eukaryota, Metazoa, Chordata, Testudines, Dermochelyidae.